Messenger RNA from Trypanosoma cruzi, 675 nucleotides. RefSeq lists its product as uncharacterized. The transcript has a single exon. Gene Ontology annotation, biological process: rRNA processing. The record is from RefSeq and is a predicted model, not a curated record. NCBI's taxonomy places the organism in Eukaryota, Euglenozoa, Kinetoplastea, Trypanosomatida, Trypanosomatidae. The coding region runs from base 1 to 675 and encodes 224 amino acids.
AUGUGUGUGUUUGUGUGGGUUGGGGGAGGGGAGGGGUCGAUGGCUGGGCGAUUUCGCGGCGCGGUGGGGGAGUUGUCGAGACCGCGGAAAAGCAGGGCGGCGCGGAAGGCGAAGAAGAAGCGGACUGUGGCGUUGGUGAGGCGGGCUCCCAAACUUUCGUCGGAGUGUCUUCAGCAGCGCAUCGCGGAACUGACGGGUGCCGCCGCAAAUGACGACGAGAAGGCGAACGCCGCCAAAAACACGCGCGUUAAAAUUUUGUCCAACGCCACCGCGCGAGCAGCUGCCACCGCGUCGCAAAAACCGGUCGGCAGGGCGGCGAUGGAGAUUGUCGGGAAACGGACGGAGAGGCUGGUGCCCAAAACAGACGUCGCCGCUGAGCGCACACCUGCGGAGGCGAUGGGCCUGAAGCUGCUGCACCGCGCCGUCAAGGAUCAAAGCCACAACCGCCUGUUGCCUCACCAGAACCGACACGAAUAUGAGUACCGUCUGCGCACCGUCGCCACGGCAGGUGUGGUGCGCCUCUUUAAUUCACUCGCCCAGGCUCGAAAGGCGGGGGCGGUGGUUGAAAUGGAGGAGAAGCACAUGACAGCAGAGAAAGUUCAUGAGAAGAAGCAAGUGGCCACAAAAGAGGCCUUUCUCGCCGCCCUCCGUCAACCGCGAAAGAUGGAUCUGUAG